AUGGGUAUGACAAGCGGAGAAAGGUCUGCGCUCUGGAGGAAGAGACAACGGGAAAAUCCUAACUUGCAUCAACAAUAUAAAGAAAAAGAAAAAGAGCGCUACUUAAAAAGAAAAGAAAGCGGCCAUAUUAAAUCUGUAAAAGAUAUGAAUGCGAGGGAGAAAAGGAAAACUAGGCGCAAUUGCAAAUAUGGGAAAGAAAUACAGUCAAUGCAUUUUGGGGCGUCACAGCGCCAGAUAUCGAUCCAUACAGGCGUCGCAUAUUUGCAAGGGACUGCAACAGCCUUUAGUACUAUAUCAGACUGCCUGAAACAUUCCCCACCUGCCAUAUGGGCACAUUUGAAUCCAGUGUUACAACACAUGAAAACAAAAUCGUCAGUUGACUCUGUGCAUUUCGUAAGCGAUGGCCCAACCACUCAGUAUCGAUCUAGGUCGAACUUCUUUCUUUUUUCGACUGAAAUAAUCGACAUGGGAUUUAAAUAUAGCACGUGGAACUUUCUAGAAGCUGGUCACGGUAGGGGGGCCCCUGACGGCGUAGGGGCAACAAUUAAACGCCAUGCUGACCAGCUCGUCAAUAGUAAAGGAAUGGACGUCAUGUGCGCUGCGGACCUUAUAGAUGGCCUGAAAGAUACUACAUCGAUACUAAUGUUCGAGAUAAAGGAAGAGGCAGUGGCAAACUACGAAAGUGAAUAUCAAUUUCAGGAGAAUCCUGGGGGCUCCAGCGGUGGCAGUUCUGCCGAUGUUGUUGCCGACGAUUUCAUCCAGAGUACGAACGAUCCGUUCCGGCCACUAGUAUUGAGUGAUUCGCUGAUUGGUUCCUACUGUGUGGUUGAUUAUGAGGGGCUUCCAUAUCCAGGCCUCAUUAUGGAUGUCGACGAAGACACAGUAGAGGUCACGGCCAUGUGUAGAAUAGGUCCUAAUCGUUUCUUUUGGCCACUCGUCGAAGACCGCCUGUGGUACGGCAAUGAAAAGCUUAUAACCCUACUUGAAGAGGAACCGGCAUUGGUCACAAAGCGACACCGCCACAUUGACUCUUGUAUGUGGAAACGCAUCCUCGAGAAAAUGGGGCUUGAUGAAGCGGGAAAGAAGGCUUUAUAACGUGUUAUCCCAUUGGUUGAACUGUAAACUAGUUAUUAAUUUGCUGUUCUAUUCAUGUUUUGAUUGUUUUAAUGCAAUAUUUGUCACACAAUGACUUACUUUAUUGUAUAUACUGCAUGUAGAGCUAGAGGGGCAAAUCGUUAUUGUUAUAGAUGAUUUAACUGAUUUUCCCCAUCU
Messenger RNA from Mya arenaria, 1272 nucleotides. RefSeq lists its product as uncharacterized. The coding region runs from base 1 to 1095 and encodes 364 amino acids. The record is from RefSeq and is a predicted model, not a curated record. The transcript has 4 exons. Lineage: Eukaryota; Metazoa; Mollusca; Bivalvia; Myida; Myidae.